AUGACAGACAAGGACUUUCAGCAACCUACGGCGACGCAGCUCGCAGCGCCUAAUGAAGAGGCGCAACAUGCUGCUGACGAUGAGAAGUCCAUGAGCCUCAUUCAAGCGAUCAAACUCUACCCAAAAGCUGUCGGUUGGUCUGUCGUUCUAUCGAGUGCUCUGAUAAUGGAGGGUUACGACCUUGCAUUGUUGGGGAGCUUGUAUGGAAGCCCUCAGUUCAAUCGCAAAUACGGAGUCUUCAACGCCGCUACGGGCAAAUACGGUGUUCAAGCCAGUUGGCAGAGUGCUUUAUCUAACGGAGCGCGAGCUGGCGAGGUCAUCGGUCUAGUCAUCAAUGGCUUUGUCAGUGAGCGGUACGGGUAUCGGAAGACCAUGAUAGGCGCCCUGAUAUCGAUGACUGCUUUCAUCUUUAUCCUCUUCUUUGCACCCAAUGUUCAGACAUUGGUCAUCGGCGAAGUCUUCUGCGGCAUACCCUGGGGCAUGUUUCAGACCCUCACAACGCAGUACGCAUCAGAAGUUGCGCCUGUACGCUUGAGGCCGAUCCUGACCACGUUCGUUAACAUGUGCUGGGUGAUGGGACAGUUCAUUGCUGCAGGUGUCAACCGCGGCUGCGUUCAACGUCCAGACCAAUGGGCGUAUCGUAUUCCCUUCGCUGUGCAAUGGGUCUGGCCCAUACCAAUCAUGGUCGGAGUCUUUCUCGCACCUGAGAGCCCUUGGUGGCAUGUCCGCAGAGGCGACAAGGCAGGUGCCAAAGCUGCAUUGCUUCGCCUAACCUCGCCGGACAAGGACCCAAACUUCAAUGCCGACGAGACGAUUGCCAUGAUUGAGCAUACCAACGAAAUGGAGAAGAACAUGUCAGAAGGGACUCGAUGGACGGACCUGUUCAAGGGAACAGAUCUCCGACGAACAGAGAUCGUAUGCUUCACCUGGAUUGCUCAGACGAUCUGCGGGACCAACAUCAUGGGCUACUUUGCAUACUUCAUGCAAAAGGCAGGCCUUCCGACCGUACAAUCUUUCAACAUGUCGAUGAUCUCACUCGCCCUUGGCCUAGUCGGUACUGCUGGCUCGUGGUACCUCAUGCAGAAGUUCGGUCGACGAACGAUCCAUUUCUCCGGCGGCUGCACACUCUUCAUCAUUCUGAUCAUCGUCGGAUCAUGCUCCUUUGCGGGUACGCAGGCCUCUAACUGGGCUAUUGGAGCAGUGUUGAUUCUCUUCGUCUUCGUUUACGACUUCACGAUCGGUCCAGUGACGUACUCAAUCGUAUCAGAGAUGUCGUCCACAAGGUUGAAAGCAAAGACGAUCGUUCUUGCCCGAGCGCUAUACAAUAUCUCCAAUAUCGUUGUCAACGUGUUGACGAACUACCAGCUUGGAGAUGCCAACUGGGCCUGGGGUGCGAAGACAGCAUUCUUCUGGGCUGGUACUUGCGGCUGCGUUGUGGUAUGGGUGUACUUUAGGCUUCCGGAACCGAAGGGUCGGACGUAUGGUGAGCUCGAUAUGCUGUUCGAGCAGAGGAACAACACGCCUAGAACGCUUUUCCGGAAACCUGUUGCAAAAGCAUGUGACCCGUGUCGCCGCCGCAAAACCAAGUGCAAUGGUUCGCAACCUUGCGCAGGAUGUUUAUCGGCAAAAAUAGCGUGCACUUUCAGUGCACCGCGAGGUCAAGGAGGUCGCAAAGGCUCCAAGGCAAACGUACUCAGCGAAUUGAGAGCGACUUCCCAGAGUGACACCGACGCCUUCGACCCACAAGAUCCUUUCCCAACUGCGGCCGUCGCCAUCGCUGUAAAAGUUACGCGAGAUGUCUUCACAACUUUGAUCGAUAUCUACGAGGAGCGCGUACACAGGAUAGUAUCUCUUAUACCGGGCGACAGGUUGCGAGAAGAAUUUGUACGGAUGCAAACUUCGCCGACAUCUCAACAGCUCAUAUUUGCCUUUUGCGCAUACAUGGCAAAGUUUGCGGAUUACUCCACUGAAACCAAUCGGGGAUCUACACAGUCUUCACAGAUGAACCCAGAAACCUACUACUUAGAACAUACCUUGCUCUCCCUGCAGCGAGACAGGGUUACGCAGCUUGACCAUCGAUCAGUCUACACAUCCUUCUUUCUGUACGGAGCUUAUGCUGGCAGAGGAGACUAUCGCCAAGCAUGGUUCUACUUGAGAGAGGCAACGACCCUGUUCCUGAUGCUCAAAGACGAGGACAGGGAUUGGUUUGAUAUGAAAACAAGAACACGGCUAUUUUGGAUACUGGUCGUCUCGGAAAGAGCGCAUGGCGUUCGUAGGAACCGGCCCAUUACGCUACCCGUCACGUCUUCAAGCUUUCCACUUGAUGGAUAUGCAGACCUUGGCUUGCGCCACCUUACAUCAGUCUUCCGACCCCUCGAUGAAGCCUUCUUCGCAGUGUGGAACGGUUCUGCGCAAAAUUGCAGCAAAGAGUGGCUGCUCCAGCUUGAGAACGAUGUUCGCACUGCGCUACCCACUGAUCUCGAACUGUCGAACGAAGAGAUUGCAAACGUUCGUAUAUCGCAGUUCUGGCUACAGAUCAAGCUGUGGGAGUUGUUCCCCCGCUUCGGCUAUCUCUCUACAGAAUCUGUUUAUGAUUGCUUAACAUUCAGAUAUCCCAUCUUGGUGGGCAAAGACCUGACCAUUCUCUCGAUGAAGCUACCUAUUCAGAGUCUGCAGAUACAUGGCGUCGGCAUGACGGAAAAAGUAUUUGACAUAGCCUGCGCUUUAGCGGACGUUCUUCAUUUCGUGCCUCGCUCUGCAUCACAUGCGGAACUCAGCCCGCCAGAUUACUUGACUCAAUUGAUGCUGUUGAUCGCAAAGUUGCCGGGCGGCUCAUCGAAGUUCAUGCCUUUGCUGCUAGCCAAAGUCAAUGAACUACUUCCGGAUCUGCUGGAGCACGUAUGUGAAGCGAUUCAGAUGCCCAUCCCCACUAAUCGCAACCCAAUGAGCCCAGACACACGGUUCAUAUAUGAAGAAGAAGUCGGCAGAGGCCUCCAGGCAGAUUUGAGGAGAACACUGUAG
Molecule: messenger RNA, 3021 nt
Organism: Alternaria rosae
Lineage: Eukaryota; Fungi; Ascomycota; Dothideomycetes; Pleosporales; Pleosporaceae
Exons: 7
Coding region: 1-3021 (1006 amino acids)
Biological process (GO): carbohydrate transport; transmembrane transport; regulation of DNA-templated transcription
Cellular component (GO): membrane
Molecular function (GO): zinc ion binding; carbohydrate:proton symporter activity; DNA-binding transcription factor activity, RNA polymerase II-specific
Source: RefSeq, a predicted model, not a curated record